AUGUUUGCUGCUUCGGCAGCCGUCAUGGCAUCCAGCGCGCUGGGCAACCAGUUCGUCAUGUACACACCCGGUGGCGACGACGCAGCUGUCGAGCGUAUCGACCCCAUUGUCAACUGGGGCAACCACAGCGCCCACGUCCACCAGCUGUUCGGCGCCAACGGCCUCGAGCCUGAGAUGACCCACGAGACCCUCCUCAAGUCCACCUGCACCAACCUCGGAAGCGCGGAUGGCCGACAGAACAUGGCCGACAUGAGUGUGUACUGGCACCCGGCCAUGUACAUGGAGGCCAAGGACGGCUCUGGCUACGUGCGCGUUCCCGUCAAGUCUCACAAGCUCUACUACCGCGACGUCGGCUUCGCCGGUGACAAGCUCAACUCGCCUUUCGAGUUCCCAUCAGGCUACCGCGCGUUGGCCGGCAACCCCACCAACCGUGCUCCCACCGACGACGGCAUUGUGGAGUGGCAUUGCUACACCAGCAAUGGCGACAUCAUCGGAAAGAACGGAAAGUUCCCCGAGGGCAUCACCGACUGCGAGUCCUUCCCCGGUCUCAAUGCCCACAUCCACUACCCUCACUGCUGGAACGGCAAGGACUUCGACCCGGAGAAUUCCGAUGCCCACUACGCCUACCCCGAGGGRGACCCACAGAGCGGCGCUUGCCCCAGCUCCCACCCUAUCCGCAUUCCCCACAUCUUCUCGGAGAACGAGUACGACCUUCACUCCGUCGUCGACAAGGUCAAGCCAGGCACUUUCGUGCUCUCCAACGGUGACGCUACCGGAUGCGGAUACCACGCCGACUUCUUCAACGGAUGGGAGUCCGGUGCUCUUCCUGAGCUUUUCACCACCUGCCCUCAAGGCCAGUGGGGUAACCACGACAUCGGAACUUGCCCAAGCUUCAAGGCUGGCCCUCCCACCACCGAGUGCCACCAGAAGAGGACCUUCCACGAGGAGGUGGACGCUCCCGGCCAGUACCUCCCCGGCUGCAACCCCAUCAUCUCGACCAACCCAGCCCCCAAGUUCCAGAUCGCUGCCAUUGGUGAAUGCACCGCAGAGUGCCCCAAGGCCGGCACUGCACAUGCCCCAUCUUACGCUGGCGCUGUCGAGGACGUUCAGGACGCCGUCAACGGUGUCAUGAGCAAGGCUGGAAGCUACCUCAAGCCCACCMCCACUCUCGCAACAUCCGCCAAGCCUGCCGGCACUGAUGGUGCUGUCGAGUGGGUCACCGAGAUCGUGACCGUCACUGCUCUACCCACUCCUGGUACCUACCACAAGCGUCACGCGCACAUGGACCAGCAUCGCCACCAAGGCCGGUCAUUGUAG
Messenger RNA from Ramularia collo-cygni, 1317 nucleotides. RefSeq lists its product as uncharacterized. The transcript has a single exon. NCBI's taxonomy places the organism in Eukaryota, Fungi, Ascomycota, Dothideomycetes, Mycosphaerellales, Mycosphaerellaceae. The record is from RefSeq and is a predicted model, not a curated record. Bases 1 to 1317 code for a protein of 438 amino acids.